This is a messenger RNA of Beauveria bassiana ARSEF 2860, 483 nucleotides long. RefSeq lists its product as uncharacterized. Lineage: Eukaryota; Fungi; Ascomycota; Sordariomycetes; Hypocreales; Cordycipitaceae. The transcript has a single exon. The record is from RefSeq and is a predicted model, not a curated record. Bases 1 to 483 code for a protein of 160 amino acids.
AUGCCACCGCCGAGACGAGGGCCGGUCCGCCAGUCUGCGGCAUCCGGGAUGACCCAUUCGACCGCCAUCACGGACGACAUCACGCUUGUAGCGCAGAGCGUCGACGUAAGAACCAAUACUGUCAAGGACGGCUUCUUGCACGAGAAUCCACUGCGAUGCCACCCGGUGCAACGGCCGCCGGACGACAAGGGCAAGUCAGUCGAGGUGAAGCCCGUGGUUGAAGUAGAGGAGGCAGAAAAACAAGAAGAAACACCCGAGUGGAGUAAGAGAGGCGGCAUGCUGUUCAGCGUGGAAGAGGUGAAUAGCUUCUUUGCAGGCUCGGCGAAACUUGGCAUGCAGACGGACGCCAACGAUGGGCAGGUCGAGAUGGAGGAGAUAGUGUCUACGAAGGUCCGGACCGACGAGCCACUCCCGGAUCCCGAGUCCUUGGCAAGUGGCACAAACCCAUGGUUAAUACUGAACAAAAGAGCGCAUGACACUUGA